UUUUCUAUUGACUCAGUCUUGAAUUUCGUUCGGAUCUAAUCACAACAAAUUCCGGAAAAGCUCCAAAUUCCGAUCACGAUGUCUUUCCUUAGUUAUUUUGAAGUUCCACGAGCAGAUCCCGGAACCAAGGAAUUCCUACUGUUCAACUCACCAUGGCCAGUCGUGAUAAUUUCAUUAUCAUAUAUAAUAUUUGUAUUGAAGCUUGGACCAAUUUUCAUGAAGAAUCGACCGCCAUAUAACGUUAAAACUUUAAUGCUUGUCUAUAACAUCGUUCAAGUGAUCUACAAUGCCCUAAUGUUUUGCUAUGGGAUAUACUAUGUCAUCAUUAAUCCUGCGUACGAUAAUAAAUGCAUGCAUACCUUCCCGCUCGAUCAUCCGCUGAAGACUCGUGAACGCUGGAUAACAUAUAUCUUCUUUUUGAACAAGAUGCUCGAUCUGCUGGACACCGUGUUCUUCGUGUUGCGCAAAAGCUUCAAGCAAAUAACUGUACUCCAUACAUACCAUCAUAUCAAUAUGUUCUUUUUCAUGUACUGGGUAGUAAGAGUCUACGGAACGGGCGGUCAAUACGCCAUGAUGGGAUUUUUAAACUCCUUCGUGCAUACCGUGAUGUACUCCUACUACUUUAUAUCGGCUCUUUAUCCCGAACUAAAGGGCAGUCUCUGGUGGAAGAAGUACAUAACUCGGCUACAAUUGUUACAAUUUGUUUUGCUGUUCUUCCAAGCAGUAUUUGUGCUCAUAUUCAAUCCGACUUGCAAAUUUCCAAUUAUUAUGCAAUUUAUGCAGAUAGCUCAGAGUACAAUAUUCGCCGUGAUGUUUGGCAAAUUUUACUAUAAGACUUACGUAAAGUCCAAAGAACAGAAAACACAGUAAACAAUUUGUAAUUUAUCUAAUAUUGCUUUAAAACCCCAAUAUUAGAUCUAAAAUAUAUAAUUGCGAAAUAUAAACAAUGUACAGAGUG
Drosophila hydei is the source of this 958-nucleotide messenger RNA. RefSeq names its product elongation of very long chain fatty acids protein F-like. The transcript is spliced from 3 exons. NCBI's taxonomy places the organism in Eukaryota, Metazoa, Arthropoda, Insecta, Diptera, Drosophilidae. Gene Ontology annotation, cellular component: endoplasmic reticulum membrane. Gene Ontology annotation, biological process: fatty acid elongation, saturated fatty acid; fatty acid elongation, polyunsaturated fatty acid; fatty acid elongation, monounsaturated fatty acid. Gene Ontology annotation, molecular function: fatty acid elongase activity. The coding region runs from base 79 to 870 and encodes 263 amino acids. The record is from RefSeq and is a predicted model, not a curated record.